AUGCCACACGCAGUUGUCCUCGCACCUACGACGAUGUCAAACAACUCAUUUCUUGGAUCUGGGUCAAAGAAAAGCUCCAUAUUCGGCUCUAUCAAAAAGCUUGGUCGCAAGAACAGUAGCAAAUCUACUGCAUCCACAAAAGCGAUGGAUGACAAGAGUUCCGCAAAGGAACCCUCGGAUCUCUCAGUACCAGUAAACGCAGCUGGGUCAAGAUCAAGGUCACCUAGUUCAAACCCAUUUUCAACCCCCUCUCCUGCCACUCGACGACCAGACGGAACUGUCAUGGGCGCUUUUACGAGUUCAUCAAAUAAGGCACCGCCAGCCUAUUCUCCAUCACCUAUCGAUGGCUCCGGUCCAUCUUUUGCAAAUAUACCAAAAAUCGCCCCAACUGACGACGCUGGCGAUGAAAGCGAUUACGGGUUUCUUGCCACCUUUGAUACAAUCAUUCUGAUCGACGAUUCCGGCUCCAUGGCAGGAGGUCCGUGGAAGGAGGUUUCGCAAGCACUUGCCAGCAUUGCUCCUAUUGUCACGAAAUACGACAGUGAUGGAGUUGAUCUUUACUUCAUUAAUCAUAAAUCAAGCGAUAAAGGUGAUUUCCCCAACGGCAUUGCGCCAACCGCAUACAGAGGUCUCAGAAGAGCAAACUCUAUUCACGAGUUGAUGGAAAGAGUUCGACCAAGUGGUGGCACUAUGACUGGUGUUCGCCUCAACAGUAUUCUCCGACCAUACCUCACAAAGUGCGAAAAGGAGUUGGCACUCGGAAAUGAAGUAAAGCCACUCAAUAUCAUCGUCAUUACUGAUGGUGCACCAUCUGAUGAGCCUGAGACAAGUAUCAUCCAAGCGGCUCAGAGGCUCGACCGAAUGGAUGCACCGCCAUUUCAGCUCGGCAUUCAAUUCUUCCAGGUCGGCAAUGAAAGAGGCGCCAAAGAGGCACUCGAAAGGCUCGACGAUCAUCUUGCAAAUAAGGUUCCUGGAGGAAUCAGAGAUAUUGUCGAUACAGUCACAUGGACUGGUGGAAACAGCGCUAGCGAGGGCGGAGUUGGUCUUACUGGUGACUCUAUCCUCAAAGUCGUAUUAGGCAGCGUUGUCAAGAGACUUGAUCGGCAGCGCGCAAGUUGA
Molecule: messenger RNA, 1119 nt
Organism: Hymenoscyphus albidus
Lineage: Eukaryota; Fungi; Ascomycota; Leotiomycetes; Helotiales; Helotiaceae
Source: the annotation of a GenBank genome assembly